AUGCGUUUGAAUACAGUGCAAAAGGCAGAAAUUUUAGCUAAAUUGAAUGAUGGUGUGAAUGGUAAUCGUUUAGCAAAAGAAUAUGGCGUUGCUAAAUCCACGAUUUCAUUAUUAAAAAAACGUAAAUAUGAUGAAAUGCUGCAGCCCAGCAAAAGAAGUGGAACUUUUAAUCAACCAUCGAGUGCGAGCGUGAGUGAUAAUGAAUCAAAUCGAUCAAACAAUACAUCUAAUGAGGACGAAGUUGAUGAUGAAGUCGAUGAUAAUUUUGAUAGUGAUGAGAGAGUUGAGAAAAAAUCACAUAUCUUGCCAAUUUUCCGUCAACUCAAACUGUAUAAACCAUCGACUGAAAUGGAUGAGAAUGAACAUGAUGACUAUGAUACUACUGACGAAUAUGAUGAUGAUGAGGAGGAGGAAGACGAGAGCGAGGAAGAUGAAGAAGAUGUCAAUGAAAUAUGUAGAAAAUUGCGGCGUGUAUGCGACAAUUUGUAUGUUCCGACUCAAUCAUUGAGUGAAAUGUUGAAAUUAAUUUCUAAAUUACGGAGCGGUGGCUACAUUGAGGAAUCGUUAUAA
This is a messenger RNA of Contarinia nasturtii (swede midge), 570 nucleotides long. RefSeq names its product nucleolin-like. The coding region runs from base 1 to 570 and encodes 189 amino acids. The transcript has a single exon. NCBI's taxonomy places the organism in Eukaryota, Metazoa, Arthropoda, Insecta, Diptera, Cecidomyiidae. The record is from RefSeq and is a predicted model, not a curated record.